GCGUAUUCCCCGGGUUCCCGUCAACCGUAUGUUCUACUUGAACCCGAAUUGGACUGUUUUCGAGAAAUACACUCAUUUGCAAAUCAAUUUGGACCGGACUGUGCCUAUCUGUGUGAAAUCUUCGAGAAAUACACUCAUUUGCAAAUCGAUUUGAUUUUCACGAGAGACUCAACUGAAACUCUCGUAUAUAAUAAUCUACAGCCGAAAGUGCUGCACACAGGCCGUCUCAUGUUUCACUUGGCGCGAUAUUCGAGAUAUCGCAGUAUAUUUUCCCAAAGGAAUCUACUCAUAAGGUUGCUGAAAACUCUUCGACAGCCCACCCCCUCCUGGAGCUCAUCAGGGAGGCGCAGUCCUCGAGUUUCCGUUAUGUUCUACUUGACGUUUUAUUUUUUACGAGCUAUGGUCCGUCCUGAUUGGCGGGUCAGUCGAUCGUCACAACCAGGACAGUUACUGGGUCGUCGUUCGAUGUGUCGGGCACACCAAUCACAUCGCUCAAGUGUGAACGCGUUUGCCUGUUCAGAAGUGACAUUUCAGAUGCGUCCAACGUGCGUUAGUGGAGUAGUGGUUACACGCUCGCACCGCAUGUCAGAUGUCCGGGGUUCAAAUCCUGGCACGGGGAUUGGAUACGCACUGCUACGUAACCUGAGUCAAGUGCUUCCCCUUGGUGUGGAUGGACUCACCGGAAUAAUUACGCCAGAACAUGAACACGGCCGUUCACGCGAGAGUGGUGUGACUAUGAACCGCAAAACUACUUUACAAGUACGGUGGGCGCGGUCCUCGAGUUUCCGUCAACCUUAUGUUCUACUUGAACCCAAAUUGAGCAAAUACACUCAUUUGCAAAUCAAUUUGGUUUUAACCGGAGAAUUUUUCUUGUUUAUGAUGUUCCUGAACUGA
Opisthorchis viverrini is the source of this 894-nucleotide messenger RNA. RefSeq lists its product as hypothetical. The annotation marks the transcript as partial. The transcript has 6 exons. The record is from RefSeq and is a predicted model, not a curated record. Lineage: Eukaryota; Metazoa; Platyhelminthes; Trematoda; Opisthorchiida; Opisthorchiidae.